UCAUCCAGGUUAUAUUAAAUAAUAAUAAUAAUAAAAAAAAAAAAAUCCAACAACGUUAUCUGAGCGAACCGGAGCAGCUGAUGAUAACAGCUCAAGAAGAGAGAGAGAGGAACUAGUUCAAGCAAAAACACUCCGGACUGCUCAAUUAUCGUCCAGCAGAGUGGAGGGAAGACCCCGCUGCAGUUUUUGGCCGGUAACAGACAGAUAAGCUACUUCGGCAGACAGGUGAGGUGCCAUGAGCAGUGAGCUUAACGUCCCAAUGGGCUCCCCGGCCCCGGGGGCCUCGGAGCAAGCCCCCGAUUGCGGGAUGGACUACAGGGACUGGGUGCGACGUAGCUACCUGGAGCUGGUCAGCUCCAACCACCACUCCGUGCAGGCCCUGUCCUGGAGGAAACUCUACCUGAGCCGGGCCAAGCUGAAGGCCUCCAGCAGGACGUCUGCUCUGCUCUCCGGCUUCGCAAUGGUGGCCAUGGUGGAGGUGCAGCUGGAGAUGCAGUACAGUUAUCCUCCUGUGCUCCUCAUCGCCUUCAGCGUGUGCACGACCGUGCUGGUGGCGGUGCACCUCUUCGCUCUGCUCAUCAGCACCUGCAUCCUCCCGAACGUGGAGGCCGUCAGCAACAUCCACAACCUCAACUCGGUCAGCGAGUCGCCGCACGAGCGCAUGCACUGCUACAUCGAGCUGGCGUGGGGCUUCUCCACGGCGCUGGGCAUCCUGCUGUUCUUAGCCGAGGUGGUGCUCCUCUGCUGGAUCAAGUUCCUGCCCGUGGACUCCUGUGAGACCAAAAAGGAAACGGCAUGCGCGACCGCAGCGCCACCUGUGGCGAAGGGCAGCGGGCAGGCGGCGGCGCUGGCCUCCACCAUCAUCAUGGUGCCGGUGGGGGUGAUUUUCGUGGUGUUCACCAUUCACUUCUAUCGCUCCCUGGUGCGCCACAAGACAGAGCGCCACCACCAGGAGAUCGAGGAACUGCACAAGAUUAAAGUGCAGCUAGACGGCCACGAGAGAGGUCUUCAGACUGUGUGAAAGCAGGACGGCAGCUUUAAGGACUUCCCUUUACGUCCCGUGUUUAUCCUCCCCCAUCUCUUUUUAUGUCCCCGUCUUUGUUAAAGCCUUCAUCGGACAGCGAGCUCCAGAGCUCUCCACUCGGCAGCACAGACAGCCAGUACAUGUCAGACUGCUAACUUAUUCUUAAGGUGAUGUUUUCAUGUUUAUGUGGUGGCCUUGUCUGUUCUUUUAGCUCUGUAAUGUGUGUUGUCAAAGAGAAUGUUAAAAACGUUUACAGUAAAAGGGCUAAAGUGUAGGGAUGCACCGCUCUGACUACUGACAUCUGGGUUUGAAUAUCAGCCUUACAGAGUCCCAGAGUCCCAACCUGACACCAGACCUUUAAUCUCUAUGAUCCAAUUCUGACUUUUUACAUGAUGCUUCUGCAGGGUUUGUUACAGAUUGCAAUGCUCAACCAUCUCUCACAACAGAGGGCUCUGCAGAUACUACAAGUAGUCAUACAGGCUCUGUGCUGUGGCAAUUCUAAAAUCCCUUUAACCAGCUGAUAACAAGGGAUGCACUGAUGUCUCAAUUGACUGAUUAGCUCUUUGACAGGCAAAUAAUGUGGCACGCAUCAAUGUCAGCAGCCACUACGUAUCAGUGAUGAUGCAUCAGUUUAAUGCUGGUAUACCUGACUGCUGAUCCAGGGAAAGUCUUCUCUCUUUUUUUUUGGCUGGUGAAGUCACCUGUCGGACCAAUUCCCAUUUUUUUUUUCUUUCAUGGAACAGAACAGUGUGGGAGUCUUCCACCGUCUCGUUCAAAGAUCUGCAACAGGCAGUUUGCCAAACAUGUUCCAGUGACAUUUGAAGAAUGUUUUUUCAAAUGAGCUACGUGAUUGGAUGUAUUUGAAUGUAGACACUGAGAAUUAGGUCACAAAAGAAAACAUCGGUAUUGGCUAAAUUGUUGUCUUCAUCUCCGGUAUCGACCCAGAUUUUCACUUCUGGUGUGUUCUGUAUGAGAAGAAUGUAUGGAGACAGCUGAUCGACACAGAGGAGUAUAUUUUUAAUCAGAUGAGCCCCGGUGUCACCAACACCAAAUCCAGAUGUUUGUGUUGGUUUAUGUCAGUAUGAGGUUGGUGCAUCCCUUACUAAUCUGUUAUUUGUGCCAUGUCUUGUUUCCUCGGUGGGGUUUCGGUGACAGCGGUCGGUUUUGGAUCUGGUUUUGCAGAAUAGCUUCAGAGCUUAAUCCCCGUCAAACAAAUCUCUUAUUGAAUCUUUUUCUCUUCUCUUAGUCUUAAUGACAAAGAGCUGCCGUCACUUUCAAACACAAACAUGCACUCAAAUCGUUUGAUGCCAAAAGUGACUUGACUCGUCGUUUCUCUUUAAGCUGCUUUCUGUUUUCAGUCAGAGAGCGUUUGAGUGGUGCGUCAAACCUGAUUCAUACUUCAAUAUUUUCAGCUAAUUACUUUUAUAAAUGUGGAAUCAGGGGCUUCUUUAUUUUGGCGCCAAUAAAAUACCAUGUGCCAAAAACACGACCACCACAGCAUGGUUAUGUUCUGCCUUCUCAGUCCAAACAAAUCGGAUUACACAGCUCAAACUUUGACUUUAUGUUCUUUAUAAAUCUAUUCCCUUACAAACGCGGAACAUUAGAUUCAUUCAAUGAGAGAUUUGAAAAGAUUAGGCUUUACCUCGUCAUCCAGUCCAAACUAAACCACGUCGUGUGGGUGAUGUGGUGAACGCUCCUCGGUCAGGCUUGUUGUUUUAACUGCGUGAGCCGAGUCAUGCUUCACACUGCGAGAGAAAUGUUGUUGUUGUUUUUUCUCACCUCGUUCAGUCUUAAUAAUGUGACGUUCUUGUCAAACUGUGGGGAGAUUUAUGUUUCUGUGUUUGACAUCCAAACUCUCACACGAGCCUCAGACUCAUUUUUCCUCCUUCAGAUAUUUAUUCUCUUUUACAAAAGACCACAGAGACCAUUUGUGAAAAGGUGUCAUACUCGUCGAUUCUGCUGUUCUGAGUUCCUCAAUAUGAAUGUGUUAACUGUCCAAAUAUAGCUCUGCCUUACAGAAUCGUUGCUUUUUUUCUAAACUGCUGUUUUGCUGGAGGUCGUUACACGAGCUGCUGCGUUUACAGAGGAGGAAGUUUAAGCAUGACAAAGUGUAGACAUGCUGAAGAGGACAGAAUGGAGAAGAGGAUGACAUGAGAGCAGUGCAUGUUGUAAUCAGCAUGACCUUGUAAGUUUAUAUAUUUAAUAUACUGGACACCUCUCAGUGAGUCCUCAAAGAGUUACACACACACACACGCACACACAGUGUUGGUAGUUUUGUUACUGUGUUUAAAAAAAAAAAAAAAAGAAAAAUGUACCAACCUGUUCUCACAUUCCAAAAACGAUAAACUGACCAAAGUGUUACUGACAUGUUUGUUUCUGCCUCUUUUGAAGAGACUAAAGUGCACUUGUAGUGUAGUUGUACGUCCGCUGAGCUUCUUUUAUCAGAGAAUGUCUUGCUUUGUCUCGUGUUUAUGGACGCGUUGCUUCUUAAUAGAAAUACUGCAGAGGUCAUGGAGAUGUUUGUUUUUGGAAGAUAAAAACACACAACCUGAAACUUUCAAAAUAAAAUAAAAUCUUCUUAAGUUCU
This is a messenger RNA of Labrus bergylta (ballan wrasse), 3611 nucleotides long. It is a transcript of the gene orai2, whose product is annotated as ORAI calcium release-activated calcium modulator 2. Gene Ontology annotation, molecular function: store-operated calcium channel activity. The record is from RefSeq and is a predicted model, not a curated record. Lineage: Eukaryota; Metazoa; Chordata; Actinopteri; Labriformes; Labridae. Gene Ontology annotation, cellular component: membrane. Gene Ontology annotation, biological process: store-operated calcium entry.